AUGACGAUAGAUAAGCGCGAUUUCGACGCGAACCGUCCGCUCCUCCAUGACCUCGAUACAUCACAGGAUACGGGUGAUCGAAGCCCACAGCCCUCCCGAUUACGGUCUGGGUCAGGGAAUUCACGUAACUCCGAUGACAGAUUCGGGAUACGGAGCGAUGACGGACUUUUGAGUGAUGUCGUUGAGGAGCUAGUUGAACGGGAUAGAUUGAAGAUGCAGAAGGAGGUUAUUCGAGUAGUGAGCUUUGGUUGGGGCAUUGUGACUUGCUUAGGGGCUGGCAGUAUCACUGCUUUCUCUCUGUAUGGUCAUCUACUCCUUACUCGACUCCAUUACUCGCAGCUCCAGGUCAAUGCUGUUUCCAUCGCUGCGGAAAUCGCAAUGUACCUACCCGUGCCCUUGUUCGGCUACUUGUGUGAUCGGUACAGUCCGUCACCACUAUCGUUGCUUUCAGGACUGGUGUUCGGCCUCGGUUAUCUCCUUGCUGCAUUUGCGUACAAGAGUGGUCCGCCUGUUGAUGUUGGCGGGUCUGGAUGGCCGUUCUGGGUUAUGAUCGUGGCUUUCAUUGCCAUCGGCAUGGGAACUAGCUGCAUGUAUCUCGCAGCGGUGGCGGCAUGCGCCAAGAACUUCGGCAGGGGUAAGCAUAAGGGCAUCAUGCUUGCUAUCCCCAUUGCAGCGUUCGGUCUCAGUGGCAUGUGGCAGAGCCAAGUUGGGACGUACUUUUUCUACGAACAUCUUGAGGAUGGAAGCCACGGUGAUCUCGAUGUUUUCAAAUACUUUGUGUUUCUUGCGCUGCUGCUCCUGACAAUUGGUACCAUCGGUACAUUUGCAUUGCGUAUUGUGGAAGAGGAUGACAAGUAUAUCGACGAGACCGUUGAAGAACUGGAGCGCAGCGGAUUGCUGGAGGAAAGUGACUUCUUCCGGCCGCGGAAUGAGAUCAGGCAAGCUGCUGAGUACGGCACUUUUUCCGGUGCAUUCGACGAGGAGCAAUCACAAUUGUCCGAUGAAGAACGUGAGCAGCAAAGAUUAGAGAAAGAACGCGAAGAAGAAGAGCGCCGGAAGAAGAAUUGGCUACUGAACUACGAAACACGGGUGUUCCUGCAGGACCAGACUAUGUGGUGGCUGGCCGCGGGCUUUUUCUUGGUCACUGGGCCCGGCGAGUCAUACAUCAACAACUUGGGCACUGUCAUCCCGACUUUAACACCUCAAUCAUAUCCUACGGAUGCAUCACCACCAGCUGGCUCCCCAUCAACCCAUGUCACAACUAUCGCCCUGACUUCAACCAUCGCCCGUCUCCUGACAGGCUCGCUAUCCGACUUCUUCGCGCCCCCAGCGACACAUCUAUUCCCUCCGAUCCCCGAAGGAGCUCGUCAUGGACACACUGCAUCCACUACGUCACCCGGCCUCACUCUAUCCCGUAUGACCUUCCUCAUCCCCUCGGCCAUCCUCCUCUCCCUAGGCUACCUCCUCCUCGCCUCCCCUCUCCCAAUAGCUUACCCAGGAACUUUCAACCUGACAACCGCUCUCAUUGGCUUCGGUUACGGCGGCGCCUUUUCCCUCACUCCCAUCAUCAUCUCCGUCGUCUGGGGCGUCGAGAAUUUUGCCACGAACUGGGGUAUCGUCGCCAUGAUGCCCGCAGCUGGCGCAGCACUUUGGGGAGUCGUCUACUCAGCCGCUUACCAGAACGCCAUGGAUCAUGGAGAUGGUGGUGGCUUGCCCGAUGGCCAAUGCCACGGCUGGCGAUGCUAUGGAUUCUGGGCUGUUGGCUGCCUAGUGAGUGUUUGGAUUGCCGUGCUAGCCUGGUUGGCCGCUUGGAGAGGAUGGAAGAAAAGGGGUAUCGUUGUUUAA
Penicillium paradoxum is the source of this 1845-nucleotide messenger RNA. RefSeq names its product MFS transporter. Bases 1 to 1845 code for a protein of 614 amino acids. Gene Ontology annotation, molecular function: transmembrane transporter activity. NCBI's taxonomy places the organism in Eukaryota, Fungi, Ascomycota, Eurotiomycetes, Eurotiales, Aspergillaceae. Gene Ontology annotation, biological process: transmembrane transport. Gene Ontology annotation, cellular component: membrane. The transcript is spliced from 3 exons. The record is from RefSeq and is a predicted model, not a curated record.